AUGCAAGAAAAUCAAAAGCCAGCCGGCAACUCGACUGGCUCUCGGAAGAGAUUCCAAGCCAGCGACCAACGUGUUGAAUCUUCCACAGAAAGAAAACCGCUUACCCAUUCAUCCACUCUGCUGAGUGGACUGGGUCUUGAUUUGAAACCCUCAUAUCUCCAGCCUGGAAACGCCUUUGCCCUGAUGAAGCCCAUUGCCGCUAAUGGAACCAAGCUGCCACGCAGAAUCAGUGACACUAUCCCCACCGACAACCUUCAACGUCCUCGAACCCUUCGGAAGAUGUCGAGCCUCGACUACGAUGAGGAACUCGCACUUCCCAUGCCUAAACCUCGUCAUAUGAAACCUGACUCGGACAACAUUCCAAAUCCAUUUGAAGAUGAUACCGAAAGAUCCAAUGUCAUGAAGAAACGUUUCCCCACUGACCCUUUUGUUUCUACGGCACAUGCUACACCUGAGCCAAGCAGCCUUCCAGAUGGCCCCGAUAGCAAGAAGAAAUCACGGUUCGAGAUGAUCAAGUCAAAGCUCAGCUUCAAGGACUUGCGAAAGGAAAUCAACAAGGAAGAUCCGGCUUUUCAUUCCCCCAUGCCACCGCCCCAUGCCCUCAAUGAAAGUUCUAUUGCCACCUUGACAUCAAACGAGGGAGCCAAAAUGAAAGCUAAGAUGCAACCACCUACAAUGGUACGAUCUACCACCUCCAGAACCCUGCACCACUCUAACAAGAAGCUUCCUUUGCCUUCUUCCGGAACAUUCUCGAAUGGACAAGUGCCCAAGACAACAAUUGUCAGGGAGGGAAGUCGUCGUGUCAGCUCCAUGGGGGAUAGACCUCCGUCUUCCACGAGCCCCUUUGACAUGAAAGUGGUAUCAACCCCAGGACAUUCCACCCCGACUCCAGUUGCCCCUGAAAGACGUCGGCCGGCGGUUGCCAUCCCUACUUUUAACCCAACCAGCAAGCCUGUGUUGCUCAACACCGCAUCCGUACCGAAGAAUCCCGUGCCAGAUGACUUGUCUCCUAAUCUCAGAGAUUUGACUGAGGGCGAUGGAAAAGUCAAAUACCUUCCAAAGACUUGGCUUGAUGGGUCAAUCCGCCCAGUCUCUGACGGCAACCCACAAACCCUUACCAUCCUUCCCCCAACUUUCUAUUCCGACCGUGACUCUCCUGUUGAGUCUCUCCCCAGCUACCUUCCGUCGCUCACAGAGCGUUUGGACAAUCUGGAUCUCUCGCACAAGAAUGCUCUCAGUGAAGGCCAAAAUUGCAGCACACCUAUCCAAAUCGAUGAGAUUUUAGACAUGGUCAAUUCCAUUCAGCGCAAGGUAGAUAGUGGAGCUAUUAGUAUGAACAGAAAGCUCGAAGAGCUUUACGCCUGGAUUGGCGAUCAACUCCAUCAUCAAAUCCAGAACAGUGGGGACUUGAGCCGUACCAACUCCGAUCUGGCCUCGAAGCAAUCCCAGAUCUCCCGGGAAAUGAUGAAGUUCCAACUUGAUAUACGCUUAGAUAUUGGCACUAUGGAGCGACGGCUGAAUAUCUUUGAGAACAGGAUUAUUGAUGAGAUGCAACAUGAAGUCCGCUCACUUGCCAGAUCUUUCGAUGAACUGAAACGAAAGACGGAGGCGAUGAUUGAAAAGCACUCCCUCAAUGACAACCAGAGCUUUAUCAAUAAACAAGUGCUGAAGAACAUGGAGAUUGAACGAGAGAUUGCAUUCCUUAAGGCUCUCCAACAAAACUCGUCUUUGCAGCAGGAACUUGGUCCCUUCGCUGCUAAAAGAAUCACUCCUCAGCGAAGCUUUUCUAGCAACGAUAGUUGCGAACCCUUGAUCAAGCCAGCCUUGCGCGCGCAUCCUUCUUCCCCUGAAGCUGCUCUCUCCCUCUUCGAAAAUGUUCCGACCACCCCCAAGCAGAUUCUGGCUAUGCCCAGACGUACUCUCGCCACUCCCAAAAACAUUCGUACCACUCCCAAGGAAUCAACUACAACCAAGGAAUCCACCCCUAAGGGAGUCACCCCCACUCCCAAAGACAUCCGUCUAAGUUCUGGAUGUCACCCUCAAGUACUUUCAAUGGUGGAGAAUAAAGCCGGCGGUCUACUCCCACGCAGCGUCUCCAUCACCGGAAAGCAAUUCAUGAAGGGAAUCAAAGACAUUGCUUCCAUCGCGCCCGACACGAACACCGACCUGGGCAAACUAAAGAGCCACGAGGAAUCUAAGAAAUGGAAUCUCUUCGGCAUGCGCUCCCGCCGUCACCAGGACAGCAGCUCCAGCGGCAGCAGCGCCAAAUUCUACUGGUCCCCACGCAACCGCCGUACCAAGGAAAUUGAAGGAGAAGAAGCGACAACACGGUCACGCUCUUCCACUCCUCCCAUUCCACCUAUUCCUCGCAACUCUUGCGGUAACCAUGUCCGCUCCAUCGAACGCGUUCCUACUCCGUUCCCGGCUACCAUGGUGGAACACAUGCCUAAUCAGUACUCGGCUAAGAUGAUCGAUCCUGUGUUCUCGGUUCAUCCUGCGCUGCGAAGCCAAAUUCAUGGCCCUCAUGGUGCAUCGGCUAGUUCUUACGAGACUGCUCAUGAAACUGGGGUGGGGAAUCUUGAGCAGACGAUUGUGGAUAGUGAUCUUUCUGGUUUUACUGAGUCUCCCUGUCUGGGAUCUGGUGAUGUUGGUGGUAAUGCUGGUUCGGCUGUAGAUGUGACCCCCACGUUGAAGACGGGUGAGGUUGCAGUUGCGAAUAUGUCGCCGAGUACUAUUGUUCAUUGUGGUAGUGGGGAUGAUCAGAAGAAUGUUGUUCUUGAUGCCUUGCAGGAUUGGGACCAUGUCUCCGUUACUGAGACUAAGUCGACUUGA
Molecule: messenger RNA, 2832 nt
Organism: Penicillium odoratum
Lineage: Eukaryota; Fungi; Ascomycota; Eurotiomycetes; Eurotiales; Aspergillaceae
Exons: 2
Coding region: 1-2832 (943 amino acids)
Source: RefSeq, a predicted model, not a curated record